Molecule: messenger RNA, 2890 nt
Organism: Telopea speciosissima
Lineage: Eukaryota; Viridiplantae; Streptophyta; Magnoliopsida; Proteales; Proteaceae
Product: extra-large guanine nucleotide-binding protein 3-like
Exons: 8
Coding region: 185-2773 (862 amino acids)
Biological process (GO): adenylate cyclase-modulating G protein-coupled receptor signaling pathway
Cellular component (GO): heterotrimeric G-protein complex
Molecular function (GO): GTPase activity; G-protein beta/gamma-subunit complex binding; guanyl nucleotide binding
Source: RefSeq, a predicted model, not a curated record
UUAAUUCCACAGCUUCCAUAUUUCAACUUCCUCCUGGUUCUUUAUCACUGUACAAAGUUAUACGCUUGCUUCACUGGUUUAUCCAGAUUGAAUUAAAUCUGUUCUGUAUUUAUUGGUGUCUGAAAUUUGAAAAAUUGUACACUAGACUAGUUUUAGAUAAGUUUGCUUUGUUGUUUUCGGAGACAUGGAGGAAAAGGCUGCAGAGAACUGGAAAGAGUUGGUGAAAAAGAUGCUCCCAGUUGGAGCUUCUCUGCCUGAUGGAGCAGAGAAUCUAGAUUAUUCAAUUGCUAUGGAAUAUGAAGGCCCACCUGUCUCCUAUGAGGUUCCUAGAGUUGAACCCUUAGAUGUAAAUUAUUCCACAGUUUCUACAGCAUCGAUGGCAGAAUCAUUCUCUGAUUCGCGAAGAGUAGCAACCUGUACAGCUCCCCCUGUAAUUGAACCGAUCCCUUUGCCUGUCUCUAGAAUUGCUGGUGUUACAAACUCUUCUGUUCAAAGCCCUAGGGUAUCAGGUAGCUCAGGACCUGUAGUAUCUGUUUUGCAGAAUCACGAGUUCUCAUCAGCAUCCCCUUCGGCUUCUCCGGGUUCUGUUCACAACCCUCCAAGUAAAUUUCCUAAGCAAGUGGUAAAUGAAGUGAAAAGAAUCCCAAUGGUCACCUUCAACAGUGUCGAUAAAUCUGAAAGGGAAGUGGUUGAUGUGGAUAUACCAGUCUGUCCUGAAUAUGUUGUAGUUUCUAUGAAGAAGAAGAAGACGAAGAGGGUUUGUUUUAGGUGUCAGAAAGGGAAAUGGGAAAGUAAGGAGGUUUGCUUGGUUUGUGAUGCUAGGUAUUGCAGUAAUUGUGUGCUCAGAGCUAUGGGAUCAAUGCCUGAAGGGCGUAAAUGUGUUACUUGUAUAGGUCAUCUGAUUGAUGAAUCUAAGCGGUUGAAAUUGGGGAAGUCUUCAAGGGUUUUAUCACGGUUGCUCAGUCCUUUGGAAGUGAAGCAAAUAACUAAAGCAGAGAAAGAAUGUCCUGCAAAUCAGCUUAGACCAGAACAGCUGAUAGUGAAUGGAGUCCCCUUGAGAUCAGAAGAAAUGGCAGAACUACUUUCGUGCCCAUUGCCUCCACGAAAGUUGAAGCCCGGGAGAUAUUGGUAUGACAAGGAAUCAGGUCUGUGGGGAAAGGAGGGCGAAAAGCCAGAUAGAAUCAUUAGUUCAAACUUAAAUUUCUCCGGGAAGCUUAAACCCAAUGCAAGCAAUGGGAACACAGAAGUUUUCAUCAAUGGCAGGGAAAUUACAAAAAUUGAAUUGAGAAUAUUAAAGUUGGCAAAGGUGCAAUGUCCUCGUGAUACACAUUUCUGGGUCUAUGAAAAUGGUCGCUAUGAGGAGGAAGGUCAGAAUAAUAUCAGGGGGAACAUUUGGGAAAAGGCAUCAACACGGCUUGUCUGUUCUUUGUUCUCAUUGCCUGUGCCCCACAGUCAACCACAUGUAUCAAGGGAUGAAGAUAGCAACUACACCAUGGUCCCAGAGUAUCUAGAGCCGAAAAAGAUUCAGAGGCUCCUCUUGCUUGGACUUGAAGGCUCUGGAACAAGCACCAUUUUCAAGCAGGCCAAGUUGUUGUAUGGGAACAAGUUCACUCCUGAAGAACUGCAGGAUAUCAAACUAAUGAUUCAGAGCAACUUGUACAAAUAUCUUAGCAUUUUGCUUGAAGGGAGGGAGCGUUUUGUGGAGGAGGCUUUGUAUAGAAAUAAAGUACUAGGUUCACAUGAUCAACACUCUUCAGCAGGUGAAAGAGAAGAUCAAUCCCAUGAAACAAACCAGUGUGUCUAUUCCAUUAAUCCAAGAUUAAAGCAUUUUUCUGAUUGGCUUCUGGACAUCAUAGCCAUGGGAGACUUGGAUGCAUUCUUUCCUGCAGCAACACGUGAAUAUGCUCCACUGGUUGAAGAAGUGUGGAAGGAUCCUGCAGUACAGGAGACAUAUAAAAGAAAGAACGAGCUUCACUUUCUCCCAGAUGUCGCUGAAUACUUCUUAAGCCAGGCUGUUGAGGUGUCAAGCAAUGAAUAUGAACCUUCUGAGAAAGAUAUAUUGUAUGCAGAAGGAGUCACCCAGGGCAAUGGUUUGGCUUUCAUUGAAUUUUCCCUUGAUGAUCGCAGUCCAAUGUCUGAGAUCUAUAUAGACAAUCUGGAAGCUCCACCACCACCUCUGACCAAAUACCAACUGAUUAGGGUAAACGCCAAGGGGAUGAGUGAGGGACGCAAAUGGGUGGAAAUGUUCGAGGAUGUGCGUGCAGUGAUCUUCUGUGUGGCCCUGAGUGACUAUGAUCAGGUGCGGUAUGCCCCUGAGAACAGUGGUAGUGGAAUCCUUCUCAAGAACAAGAUGAUACAAAGCAAGGAGCUCUUUGAGACCAUGGUCAAGCAUCCAUGCUUCAGGGACACCCCUUUUGUGUUGAUACUAAACAAGUAUGAUCUUUUAGAGGAAGAGAUUAAUCAGGUGCCAUUGAGUGCAUGUGAGUGGUUCAAUGAUUUCUGCCCCAUGCGGCCUCACCAUAACCAAUCACUGGCACACCAGGCUUAUUACUAUGUGGCAAUGAAGUUCAAGGACCUAUAUUUUUCACUCACCAAUCGGAAGCUUUUUGUGUGGCAAGCAAAAGCUAGGGAUCGUAUGACUAUUGACGAGGCAUUCAAGUAUGUAAGGGAGGUGCUGAAAUGGGAUGAGGAGAAGGAUGAUAACUAUGGUGCAGUGGACGAUUCUUUCUACAGUACUGAUAUGAGUUCAUCACCAUUUAUCAGACAGGAAUGAGAGCGAGUGUCUUCCAAGCUCUUGUAUAGGCUAUGUAACUAACUUGCUUUGAUGCGCCACUUCCAUGUGCAAGUGAGCUUGUUUGCUACCAUAUUUAUUAAAAUUUGUUUGUUGGAG